This is a messenger RNA of Leptopilina heterotoma, 667 nucleotides long. RefSeq lists its product as uncharacterized. Gene Ontology annotation, molecular function: odorant binding. Bases 83 to 487 code for a protein of 134 amino acids. Lineage: Eukaryota; Metazoa; Arthropoda; Insecta; Hymenoptera; Figitidae. The transcript has 5 exons. The record is from RefSeq and is a predicted model, not a curated record.
UCCAUUUCCUUUCGCCAAAGUUGAUCUGACCGUAUACAGUAAACAAUACUCACUGCAAUCAAAAAUCUACUCUAAAAUAAUCAUGAAGUAUGUACUAUUUUUCUCGGGAGUUGUGCUUUUUCAAAUGAUAAGCACCGCAUACGGUAGUAAAGAAUUCGCUUUAGCAUGUGCUAAAGAACUUGGAAUACCAGAAGCUACGCUCAAAGAAGGCCCUCAGGCGAAUAUGGGAAAACCAGAAUUCCGCUGUUUCGUUGCGUGUGUCAUGAAGAAGGAUGGUACACUCGAACCUGGUAAUAAAAUAAACGCGGCAGUAAUGAAGGCGCAUACAGCAGAACAUUUUGGAGGCAAAGCCGAUGCAGUUUUUGCUGCAGGAGCUGAAUGUGCUGAACAAUCUAAAGGAAUUGCCGAUGAAUGUGACUUCGUUAAUGCCAUAAAUAAAUGUAUAUUCGCCAAGAUUCCUGAUAUUGGAAAACAUUUCACACCAUAAAAUGAAUGAACGAAUUGAGACCUAAAAUAUUUUAAAAUAGAAGAGAACAAAUUAAAUAUUAACGAGAGAAAAGAGGAUACCACUGCAUGAAGAAAUUUUUUUUUUAAAAUAGCCAAUUAAUUGUAAAUUAGAAAAAAAUAAUUGUACGUUUUAAAUAACUUAUUGUAAAUUUUAAUAUCA